Molecule: messenger RNA, 1889 nt
Organism: Daldinia caldariorum
Lineage: Eukaryota; Fungi; Ascomycota; Sordariomycetes; Xylariales; Hypoxylaceae
Exons: 3
Coding region: 175-1584 (469 amino acids)
Source: RefSeq, a predicted model, not a curated record
AAUCCCCUCUUUAUUUUAUGUACCUUAAUCUGGAUCCCAAAACUUUAACUAAGUUAAUUAUUUCCCGCUAAACAGGUAGUCUUUCUAUCUCUCGUCCCUCUUUUUUCUUCUCCUUCUUGUUCUUGUUCUUCUUCUUUCUCUCUUCAUCAACAGCUGGUCUGUGUCCUGCAUGUAAUGGCAUCUGGAGCCAUCGUCCAGCACCACGCGCGCGACCCAUCCAGCUCCCCCCAUACGACAGCAUCCGACGAUACCUCUGCGGAUUCUAACCCUCUGCUCAACCUUCUUACCAACUCCCUCGUCCUCCAUCAGAUUAUCCCCUACUUGCCUAUCUCGAGCCUUCUCAACCUCGCCGCAACUUCGCCGUCGUUCCGCGACCUGCUCUUGUACCGCACCCCCGGCGUCUUCCGACACCUCGACCUAACCGGGAUCAAAGCCGGCCAUGGCAGCGAGGUCUGGCCCAGCGCCCACCUGGACGAGAGCAUCACCGAAGACGACUUCUACUCGGGCCCCCUGCGCCGCGUGUUCCAACACAUCCGCCGCCGCGACAUCCUGCCCAGCGUCCAGACCCUGGUCCUCGACGGCCUCUCCGUCACCGCCGAGUUCUGCCACGAGAUUCUCGUCGACCCCGCCCUGCGCGUGCGCAUCCUCUCCGUCCGCGACGUGAAGAACCUCAACGAGCGCAAGCUCAUGCAGAGCCUGCGCUUCGCCUGCCGAUCCACCCGCCCCAGCCCCGACGGCACCCCCAGGCUCAAGGCGCUGUAUGUCUUCGGCACGAGGGACGCCCCCGCCCUGCCCGCCCCUCCCUUGAUAGCCAGGCGGCAUCACUUCACCCGGGGCGGAGGUGCCAACAUCAGCAUCGAUUGGAACCUCAAGUCGCAGCAUGCGCUGAACGCGUCCAUCCAGAGCGAAGGGGACGACUGGUACCACAAGAAGGGCCGCAUCAUAGGGAAACACAUCGCGGACGGCUGGGCCGAAACGCUGCUGGACUGCCGCGAGGUGAUUAGAUUUGAUGCCGUGCUUUGCACAAGCCCUUGCCACCAGAACUCGCCCGCCUUCGGGAAAGUACCAGGUGCGCCGCGCGGACCGGCACCCGGUACCGAGCGCCAAUGGAGCGUUGCCACCUUCGCUCUGGGCGGCUGUGCGUCUUGCGGCGCAGCGCCGGAGGGCUUCACCGUAUACGGGGAGUCUCCGCCGGGGGACUUGCCUCUGCUGGCACCUGUUCCGCUGCACUCGUCCACGAUCAAGGCGGCGACGUGCCCGAAACCCGACCCCGACCCCCACCCCCGAUCCGGAGGAAGCGAGGGGGCGCACAAGUUCGUCCCGAGAUGCCUAGACUGCAUCCGCGAGCGGUACUGCUUCAGCUGCGGGCAGUGGUGGUGCGAGGCCUGCUACCAGGUGCCCAGCAGGCAGGAGCUCAGCGGGCAGCUGGUGCACAUCGUGGGCCAGACCAACGGGGCAGCGGGCCACCAAUCGGUAGCCGCCGCGCUGCCUACUGUCAAGGUACGGAAGGGUUACUGUCUGAAUUGCUCCCCGAUAGCUAUGGAGCCAAAGCUGUCGUCGAGUCCGAGUCCCCAUGCGCCCUGAGGUGGUUUGCGAAGCCCGGCCAUCCAGGAAGGAAUUCUAUCUACCUAUCUUACCUAUAUAUCUACCUAACCUACCUAUAUAUUACUAUCACUCCCCCAUGACCCUGGCUCAUGUAGGGAUAGCGAGAGUGGAUUAUCCAACCCGCUUUCGGUCAUCCCCGGAAAUUGUAUGCGACGACAGGUUCCCCCCAGACGCAAAACCUUGCUUUCCUCAGUCCCUAUCUGAUUAUUUGAUUUAUAACCCCGAGAUCCCAAAGAUCAAACGGAGUUGUUGGGAAUGCGAACACAACUGUCUGGAUUGCAUCG